Cydia fagiglandana is the source of this 3272-nucleotide messenger RNA. Its product is annotated as limbic system-associated membrane protein-like. Gene Ontology annotation, cellular component: neuron projection membrane. The record is from RefSeq and is a predicted model, not a curated record. Gene Ontology annotation, biological process: synapse organization. The coding region runs from base 357 to 1271 and encodes 304 amino acids. Lineage: Eukaryota; Metazoa; Arthropoda; Insecta; Lepidoptera; Tortricidae. The transcript is spliced from 7 exons.
ACCGCGGAAUGUCACAGGCAGGGUGUAUGUCAAAAUAUAAAAUAAAACGUAGUGUCAUGCGCACUGGGUGCUUCGGCUCGCGGGGACCCAGUCAGUCGCCUCGCGGUUACCGAACGGGCCUCUAUGUGCUCCGCCUUCGAAACUCGACCAUUCGAGCGCGGCGUUUAAAGAUUUAAAUUGAGAACACGUGCGUGAACAUUUAACGGUCAGUUUUUGACAGUGUUUUGAAGUGUUGUGAACUUUUGUGGUAUGAAAUAUAAAGUUAUUCGGUUAACGUAGGAAGUUUAAAAGAAAAUAUAAGUGUCGGAGACUCCGGAAGUGAUUUGGGUCGAUAAUGUGAAAAUAUAAGAGCAAUCAUGAUGAGGGUUGCUGCGCUGCUGUGCUUAUUUGGAUAUUUGGGCAUGUCGUCCGGCGGCGGCAGCGUCAGCGACCUGGACUUAUUCAACACGACGACAAGUUACAACGCGACAGACGGCGUGGAACCGCACUUCGACAAUGCGACAAAACGCGACUACACGGCGGCUGUCGGCCAGGCUGCCUAUCUGCACUGCCGCGUCAAAAGUCUAGGCGACAGAGCGGUAUCCUGGAUCCGUAAACGCGACCUCCACAUCCUCACCGUGGGCGUCCACACGUACAGCAGCGACGCGCGGUUCGCUGCGCUCCACACUGACGGCACGGAUGAGUGGACACUGCGCGUGGCUCCAGCGCAGCCACGUGACUCCGGUGGCUACGAAUGCCAGGUCUCCACGGAGCCCAAGAUCAGCCUGUCCUUCAGGCUCACCGUCGUUGUUUCGAAGGCGGAGAUACUCUCGGGACCGGAGCUGUUUGUGCGGGCCGGAUCUGAUAUCAACCUCACGUGCAUCGCAAGGCAUGCGCCGGAUCCACCCAGCUUCAUCUACUGGUACCGCGGCCCACACGUGGUGAAUUACGCGCAACGCGGCGGUAUCAGCGUCGAGACUGAACAACGAACGCGCACCAGCAGGCUACUGAUCGCGCGCGCCGCGCCUAGAGACUCCGGGAACUACACUUGCGCUCCGAGCAGCUCUGAUUCAGCUUCGGUGGUGGUUCAUGUGGUGAGCGGCGAGCGACCAGCGGCCAUGCAAAGUCACGCCACAGAGCUUCUCCCACACUAUCCCAUCUUUCUUCUAUUAUUCGCAUUUAACACCAGCACCUUUAACAUCACAACACUAUACGAUAACCUAAAAACAUUUUUCAUGUUCUUAAAAGUAGUUUUCCUAUACAAUUUCCCUAGAAAAUGCGUUGCAAGAUGACCAGCUAUCUAGAACCGUUCUGCUUUUUAAAAUCCUAGUAAUUACGAGAAACUGAUAUUAAAGAAACGAAUUACUUUAAGUAUCAAGUAGGUUUCAGUAGACUACAUAUAGUAUUGUUACUAUGUACAGCUGAGUUCCCGUAAAAUAGAAACUCCUUCUUAACAUCUAAUAAGGGAAAACUGGUUAAAUUCGUAGGUUAGAUUUCGUAAUUACGAAGAUACAAAAAUGUAUACUUAGGUAAUAUCCCCUCAACUGUGGGAGCGCCUUUCAGGCGGUCAUAAAAUUGGCGGUUUAUCUGUGGCUCAACCUGCCAGGUUCGCAUAAUUUGCGCCUAAACUUAAGGUAAAAUAUCAGUGAAACAUAUGUUUAACUCGCUCUGACGUAUUUAAUCGUGGAGUGAAUGAAGCAAGACAGCUAGCAAGCGAACAUUUGAAUGAUCAACGGUUGAAAAAGUCGUUAACUUUCGUCAGUCAAAAACAGCCACUGUGACGAGUAGGAUGUUACGUGUUUUUAUAGUAAAAUUGUGGAUUUUUAUGGUGAAAUCGUUAAAAAGCUGAGGAAAUGUCAGUAAACUUUUGUUAAUAUUAUGUUUGGGUGUGUUUUUAGAAUAAUAUAAGUGCUAAAGGUGUGAAGAAAUGACAUGCCAAGUCAUAGCCGAAAUUUUCUAACUCGGUUUCUUAUUAUUUGUAUAAGUUUUACUAUGUCUCAAAACAAUCAUAAUAUGUCAUAGUUCAUAUAGAUCAUAUUAAAUACAAUGAAAUUAGUUUAAAAUCUGUUUAAAGUGAAUAAUAGCUAUCAAACUAAAUAACGGUCGGCACAUAACCUCUCGGGCUGUCGCAACAGACUGGACGAGCACCUGAAAAGCUGUCGCCACAGACGGCGCUGUCAUGUUACUAACGCACGUUUGCAUAGCAUGGACAUUCCACUUACUAACUAAUUCUACGAUACUUCUCUUUCCACAUAGGCUAUAAUAACACAGCUCAGCGCAACUGUAAUGAGUGAGAGCAAGGGCUGGACAUUUAAUUUGUAAGAUUAUAGUUUGGUCCAUGAAGUCUUUAUACUGAGAUUGACGAGUAUAAAAAAUUUAAUAUAAAUUAAUUAUGCAAGGGUUUUAAUAGGGGUACUAGGCGACAGUGAUGAUGAUGAUGAUAAUAAUAAUGAUGGUGGUGGGGUUUGCUAUUAAGAUUUUAGGUGUUACUCUUCACACAUUCUGAAAUAUCCCUUUAUUGCUCUUACGGUCUAGGUAUGUCCAUAUUAAUCAAACCAUAUAGAUAUGAUUUGGUCUAUAUUUGUCUUGUUUUCAGAUCAAGUUUUUAGAUGUUUUUUGUUUAAUAAGAACAAGUGCGAUUAUUUAUUAUUAAAUAUUGUUUCAUUAAUACCCUGAGAAACGGAAUUUCUUUGGAUUAAGGCUGCUGGUUGCUGUGAUUUUUCAACAUUUUGUGGGCUAUCAAUGGUGCAUGAAUAAAUAAAAGCAUUUUUUAAACAUUUCUUACCAUAUAACUACUGCACCUGCAUUACUAUUACUUUGGCCACAGAUAGUUUACAACUUAAAUUUCUUAUUUAUGUAUAAAAUUAUUACAUAGGGUGUGGUAGGACUCCACAAUGCAUGUAAUUAGAAACUUAUUUACGUGCGCCAUUUCUAGGGCAGACAUAAUUUCAAUAAAGUUUUCAAAUGGUAUAUUUCAUGUUUUAAUUGAUAAGCCUGACAUUUUAUGUUUUUUUGAUGUGUAUGAUUACAUUAUGUACAUUAUUAGAGUAACAGAUACGCCUAAAACUGUUUAUUUUUUUAUUACAAUAGAAAAUGAAAGAUACAUUUCGGUACCUAUAAUUUGAAUUCGACUGUACAGUUAUUUUAUGUUAGUUUAAUGGUCGUAAUUUUAAGUAGCAGUUAGAUAAUUAAAUAAAGAGCAGAAAAAAUACAAACUAUAGACUGUAUCAUUGUAAAAAACGGAAUAAAUCGCAAUUUUCCACUUGCACGUGGACCUAGAAACCCUGUCUGUG